Molecule: messenger RNA, 4017 nt
Organism: Triticum urartu
Lineage: Eukaryota; Viridiplantae; Streptophyta; Magnoliopsida; Poales; Poaceae
Source: RefSeq, a predicted model, not a curated record
UAUCUCUCUCAGCAUCGCUAUACUCAGGAUUUGAUCUCACGCUCAGGUCUUACUGAUACACACACUGCCGCUACACCCAUGGAGCUCCAUCUCCAAUUGCGCCCUAGUGAUGGUACUCCUCUUGAGGGAUACCACUCGCUAUCGUCAUCUUGUAGGCAGCCUUGUGUACCUCACUGUGACCCGGCCUGACAUUGCUCAUGCAGUCCACAUUGUCAGUCAGUUUGUCAGUGGUUACUUGAGGGAGAUGCAAAUACUUCAUUCUUCCAUAGUGCUGCCAAUGGAAGACACAUAAAAUGUAAUAUUGCUUCUUUGGAACAUGAAGGAAAUGUUAUACAAGAUGAGAAAGAGUUGCAAGAACACAUUUCUAGUUACUAUAAGAGACUAUUUGGUUCAGAGGACAGGGGGGACAUAUCUCUUGGUGGAAGCCCCUUGGUCAACAGAGCACAUGCUAUCAGAACUAGACAAUGAAGAGUUGACUAAGCCUUUCACUAUGGAGGAAAUAGAGUUAGUAGUUAAAGAGAUGAAAACCAAUACAGCUCCUGGCCCAGAUGGCUUACCAGUAAUCUUUUAGAAACAUUUUUGGGAGAUGGUUAAAGAGAUGGUCAAAAGAAUGCUUGAUAGCCCGCAUGCUGAGGAGUUGCAACUUAGAAGACUUAAUUAUGGGGUGGUUACUCUGAUUCCUAAAACGAAAGAUGCUGCAACUAUCAAGCAAUAUCGGCCAAUAUGUUUAUAUUAUGUUUGUUAGAAAAUUGUGACUAAAGUACUGACAAAUAGGCUUGAGAGAGUUGCAGAUAAGGUGGUGAGUAAGAGUCAGACGGCAUUUAUGAAAAACGGAAAUAUUUUAGAUGGGGUGGUCACUAUCCAUGAGGUGUUUCAUGAGCUUAGGAGGACUAAACAAGAGGGGGUCAUACUAAAGCUAGACUUUGAAAAAGCAUAUGACAGGGUGAAUUGGGAUUUUCUACAAGAGGUUUUGCUUAAAAAGGGUUUUCUUUAGUGAGAAGUGGAGAGGUUGGAUUAAACAAGUGGUAGAAGGAGGUGCAGUGAGUAUCAAUAUUAAUGGAGAGGUUGGCCCAUAUUUUAAGAGCUACAAAGGAUUUUUUCAGGGUGAUCUCACCUCUUCUUUUGAAUUUGGUGGUGGUCACAGAAAAGGGGGUCACUCAAGUGUACGGCAUUCUUUGUCCGUCCAGAUCGCGGUACAUGUUCGGACUGCUCUGGAUUGUAGAGGAACGAAUUUCAGGCUACUUUAGAUGGGGUGGGCUGCACCCAUUCUCGGUACGUACAAGGUGGGCACCCAUUCUCGGUUAAGAUGGGAAAUCCUAUAGGGGUAGAAAUGCUACAUGAAAAAAAUCCGCUCUUGCUGUAUUAGGAAUUGAAAGUAAGUCAACUCCUUCCUCUUAGAGCAACUUGUCGCAGCUGUGACUACUCUUUCUAUUUGAAUUGAAUGUCAGCGAAUCACUUGUUUCACUAAUGUGACUAGUCUUGACUGCAGGUUUUUUCUUUCUAUAGAGAAGUGACUGCGCUAGAGAUGCUUAUUAAAGGUUUGCUUGGUGGCUUCCUUGCUUGACAGGCUUUCCUUGUUGAUUGGCUUGGUCUGCUAGUUCCCGGAAAUCACUUCCUCUAAGUCUUAAAUAGCAGAACCUACUCUUUCUUCAAAGAAUGUAGCAUACCUAAGAAAUGAUUUCUCUAACGAGUCAAAUCCGUUGUGAAAUAAGGAAAUGCGCGGAUCGCUUCUUCUACCCUUCUCUUAUUCGCAUUUCCUGCUUACUAUUGAAAGAAAAGCUGUUACUGCUGCAUAUCCCCUUUUUCCUCUAAUUCGAGCGAGUAAAGGCGCAGCUUCCUCAUCUUUGCUUUAUAGUUUGAUAUAAUAUAGAAUUGGAUUUUGCUUUCCUUUAAGGAGCUCUAGCUAUCUUGCUGAUCCACCAGUUCAUACUAUUAAUGAAAGCUCUUUCACCCUGCCCGCGGGUAAUCCCUUACUGAGCCUACUCAAGCAAUCUCCCAUUAGCCGCUCUUUACUUUAUAGUCAAGCGAUUGUAAACUCCUUAUUUAGGCUAGCUACUUUGCUGAUUAACAAGAUUAUCGCAUUGGAGCUGUGACAGUUAUGUAAACUACUUCUCUAGCAAGUAAUGAAUCUGAGGUCAAAGCCAAUGAGUACGCCGGAUGUUGCAUUUUCGCAGUGAGGGAAGGUUGGCUUGACAGGCUUCGUUCUGGAUGUUGUAAUCUCUUCUCAUGGUCUUUGUUCGCUUUAUUAUCCCGUUGUGAGAAUGGCUAGGACUGUGGAUCCACACGCCCCCCCUCUAGUCAGUACUUUCCGAGUAGCGCAAGGCUUCUUCGUUGGCAAAUAAACGAAUUAAUGAACUAAUUUCCUAAUAUGACGUGAACUUGAACUAGCAUUGAUCAAGUCCAUGAGCUCAUAAGAAGGAGUUCUUCACGUGAGAAAGUCCACGGCUUAGCUUAAUUCAAUAAAAAAGAAAGUAUCCAAUCGACUUUAGGAGCGCCAUAUGUUUCUAUCUGAAACGGUAAAGCGAGGCUCGCUAUAAGGGUCAUAGCUAGUUCAGGAUUGGUAGGAAAGUAAUACAAAUGAUUGUAAUAUGACAACCCCCAGGGGAGCUAGCCUUUGUGUUAAGAUUAAAAAGAAGAGCCCUCUUUUCAUACGACUCGGUGAUUCCAUUGCUCUAUCCGGCCGCAAGAUUCGAUCGCGUACAGCACGAGCACGAGAUGGGUUGGGGACUUAGAAAUGAGCUAUGCUCCAAGAAUUGACCCCUGAACUACCUUUGCCCGCCUUUUCUUGUAGAAUCCAUUCCCCCUCUUUUAUAUAUUUAGAAUGCUUUUAGGGCUAGUGGAAUGAGGCUGGAACCCAUCAAUAUCGCUAAACCGGGAGAGUUGCUUGUGUUGGGUUCAAAGUUUCGCUCUACCAAGGCAAGAUAUAAUAGAAUAUAAUCUAAUCUAAUAUGCAUCCAGCUUUAGCUGAAUAUCGUGAGUGUUCAGCGAAGUAUGCUAGCCAUUGGCCUUACGUUCAGGAUACUCCUUUCUGUCUUUGCGAUGUUUGGUUAUAAGAGAAUGUUGCUCUUCAGAAAACGCGUAUAGCGGCCUUCGUCGAUGGGACAAACGCUCCAGUGUAUGCGUUACGAGGCAACUAGCAUUUUGUCAUGGAAGUUCGUGAAACAAUGUCAUGUCGCGACUCGACAUGUUAGAAGGAGCUAAAUCAAUAGGUGCCGGUGCUGCUACAAUCGCUUUAGCCGGAGCUUAGCAGAAAGGUGUGAUUCGUGAUCUCGAUCAUUUAAAUGAUCCUAUCCUUAAGAUUGGUUUUGGAAGAUAUGUCAAACAUUCGAGAAUGGCGCUGUUGAUCUAGUUAGGUUUCUAAUUGUUGAGUGUGAAGUUCCGUUCUAAAAAUAUUCGUUUCGUUGGAAAAACCAACGCCGACGUCAAGAUCAGUCUCCUUUCCUUUCUCUUUUCGGGAGCAGAGCUGAAAAAGAUGGACAGUAACGAUCGCGUAAUAUCAAUUUAUCGGCCUCGUCAUCGAAAGCGGCUUCCAAUUGCUCGGAAAUUCUCAGCUAUAUGGGGGACUUUGAUGGUGAGCAAAAAGAAUUGAUCAAGAAAUUGGUAAACUUUCGCAUGAUCGAUGGUAAAAGAACGAGAGUUCGUGCUAUUGUUUAUAAAACUUUUCACCGCCUAGCUCGAACUGAACGCGAUGUAAUAAAACUUAUGGUUGACGCCGUAGAUAAUAUAAAGCCAAUAUGCGAAGUGGUCAAAGUAGGAGUCGCAGGUACUAUUUAUGAUGUUCCUGGGAUUGUAGCCAGGGAUCGUCAACAAACCUUAGCUAUUCGUUGGAUCCUUGGAGCAGCUUUCAAACGACGUAUAAGCUACAGGAUAAGCUUAGAGAAAUGUUCAUUUGCUGAGAUACUGGAUGCUUACCGAAAGAGGGGAAUUUCACGUAAGAGAAGGGAGAAUCUUCAUGGACUGGCUUCCACCAAUCGGAGUUUCGCGCAUUUCAGAUGGUGGUAAAGUGAUACCACAUAA